AAUGGAAAUCCAUAAUUCUAAACUCCAUUGAAAUCUUUUAAAAUGGAUCACACACUCGCGCUUCUUUAUGAUCCAGAGUUCAAUAUUCAAACUUAGUAAGUUUGAUCUCAAUUUAUACGAGACGCUCUGUUGGGGUAAAAAAUGAUAGAGGAUCUUCCUACUACGUACUCCGUAUUUCAUUUCAAUGGUGGAGAGUACUCCGAAACUUUACAAUUUCAGCCCAGUUUUUCAAAGCUUUUCACCCUCCAACUAAAUAAUCAGUGAUCUCAUCUCCGAACUCUUCUUCUUCCUUUCAACUUGGGUGCCCAAAUGGAAAUAUAUGCCGGCGCGCUUGGAUCUUGCACAUCAAAUCCUGCGCUUAUUACGUCGCGCGACGUCGCGCAUUCUAUUCAUGCUAACCCGCCCUUCAUCGCUGCCAGCAGACGUCGCAAGCAGUUGCCGUCUUGGUCUUCAAACCUUUUUACUCCCCGUAACUCUGCAAGGACAUUCACGCCUACUCCUUCCCCGGGCCAUCGUGUCAUGUUUCCUCGAAGGGCUGCUGCUGCUGCUUCUGAUACUACUGACAAUAGGUUUGAUGAUUUGAUUGAGAAAUAUGGGCAGCUGGUAUUUAGAAGAAAUGACAACAAAACUGCAAGUGAGGAUGCUGAGGAUGAUGCUCAAAGUCUAUUGUUUGCUGUAGCAGUAGCUAAUGUCGCGAAUGAGGUGAAGGCUGCUGACAUAAAAGUUCUUUUUGUGAAGCCCUUGGUUUAUUGGACUCGGUUUUUCAUCAUUGCCACUGCUAUGUCUCGUCCACAAAUUGAUGCCAUUGCGUAAAAACUGCACCUGACCAAAAUAAGAGAUUUGGGUGAGAAGCAGUUCGGAAGAGUUGCAUCAGGAGAUUUAAAACCAAAUUCAUGGACUUUGCUGGACUUCGGUGACAUUGUGGUACAUAUAUUUCUGCCUGAACAACGCCAGUUAUAUAACCUUGAAAAGUUUUAUGGCAAUGCAACACCCAUUGAUCUGCCAUUUGAAAACCAACAAUUUCAGCGUUCACAAUAUUUGAGAAAUUCGAGCCCUCUCGAAUAAUUAAUAGAUCAUCAUAGGGCCGUAUAAAGAAGAUGCUCAAGAGACUCCAAGGAAGCACUAAACAUUAGUGAGCUCUCAUGACUUUAUAGGCUGACUAUCACUGAUGGUGUAAAUGACAGUUUCAUGAGCUUUAGUGAAUUAUUAUGCCUCAAGGACCGAUGCCUAAUAUUGUAGUCUGGUUUUUAAUGCAUUAGCAUGUAUUUACAUCAGUUAGCUGUGUUUUAGACUUUAGUUUGAUGUUUUACUUUUGUGUGUUGUUGUAAUUCUAAUUUGUUUAAUACUUCGUACGGAGUAUAAAAUAAUUUUGACCGUUAUUUUAUUUACACUUUUUGUUUGACACAAAUACACAGUUAUUAAUGGCUUGUUCAAUUAAUAAACUUGU
Cuscuta europaea is the source of this 1447-nucleotide messenger RNA. NCBI's taxonomy places the organism in Eukaryota, Viridiplantae, Streptophyta, Magnoliopsida, Solanales, Convolvulaceae. The record is from the annotation of a GenBank genome assembly.